AUGAUCCUCCGGCUGCUGAUGCGCUACCUGGCCAACAAUGAGCAACUCAUUCAGCGUCUCUCCGAAAGCUAUCCCAUCCGUCGUGCUGCCCAGUUGACCCUCUAUGCCUUCUACAGGUCCAAAAUGCUGGCUGAGCAGAAUCACUGGACUCCUGAACGUUUCCGGGCCUUCUUCCGAAACUUCAACAGUAACUUCCGCGAGGAACUGGAGAGCGCCAAGAAAGAGAUGAAGAAUCGCAAAUAAACAUUUUCUAUAAAAUAAAUUUUUAUUUUAGAAAUUUCA
Phlebotomus papatasi is the source of this 282-nucleotide messenger RNA. RefSeq names its product protein NCBP2AS2 homolog. The transcript has a single exon. The record is from RefSeq and is a predicted model, not a curated record. The coding region runs from base 1 to 243 and encodes 80 amino acids. Lineage: Eukaryota; Metazoa; Arthropoda; Insecta; Diptera; Psychodidae.